Molecule: messenger RNA, 601 nt
Organism: Wyeomyia smithii (pitcher-plant mosquito)
Lineage: Eukaryota; Metazoa; Arthropoda; Insecta; Diptera; Culicidae
Exons: 2
Coding region: 66-599 (177 amino acids)
Cellular component (GO): extracellular matrix
Source: RefSeq, a predicted model, not a curated record
AUCAGUUAAAUAUUCAUAUUAGAACUGUCAACAACAGCAACAAGUGUUCAUAGAAAAAAUACAGAAUGUUUCAGGCUCUAUUCUUGGCAUCCUGCAUAGUGGCAUUCAGCCUUGCUAGCUAUGACCAUACGGAUGACUGGCACUCGAUUGGCAAGUACAAGUUCGAAUAUGGUGUAAAGGAUCCUCACACUGGAGAUCACAAGAGCCAGUGGGAAAUCAGCAACGGCGAUGGACUUAAGGGCGGCUACACCCUGGACGAACCGGACGGUACCAAGCGACUAGUUCAGUACAAGGCUGACAAAUGGCACGGCUUUCAGGCGAUUGUGAAACGCAUCGGCCACGCCAUUCACCCACAAAACUAUGGUACACCGUUCGUGGUGCGCCACCAGGACCAGCACCAGCCGCAGGAGCAGCAUAAAAAUCAAAAAAGCGGUGUGGGUAAUAACUUCUGGAAGCAAUCUAACCAGUAUCAGCUCCAGCCAUUACAGCAGAACGGUUGGAUUGAUCAACAGGCCGCCUCCAGCAGCGAUGGUUGGAAAACUGAGGGCGGAUUGCCAGCCACCAGUUAUGCGAACCAAAAGAUCUACAACUACCAUUGAAU